GAGUUCUCGAUCGCGCCAUUCAAUCGGAUAAAGCUGUGUUGAGUUGCAGAAAAUCAGUCUUUGAUCGUCUGUGUUUUCCUGAUUAAAGCAGCGCUUUGUUGCUUUAGAUAGAGGUAGAGCCAUGUGCGGCGCUUUUCAGGCUGGUUCUUUUUCGAAAACCGGUUUCCCCCACUCCACACCACCACCACCACCAUUGACGACUUGACUACAAAGCCCAGAUCCAUUCCUCGGGGUCGGGCGGCCGCCAAUCCCGCCGCAUACCGCUGGCCGAGUCCUCGUCGGCGCCGGACGGGGUGAAGUGAAGGCCGACUGGGAGAAUUUUGUGGAUCUUAUCUGGUCUCCAUCAUGGAACAUGACGGCACAACGAACCUGGCUGUCACUGAGGCUGUGCGCUCGGUGCAGCUGCUCAAGAUCGACGGCUACUGCGCCACCGCUACCAUGGGGGCAUCGGAGUUCAUCAAAUUCCGAUGGCACAUCGAUGGCCACGAGUGGGAGGUCCGUUUCUAUCCUGAUUACUGGUACUUCUUCGAGGACGAGGACUGCUUCGGCACUUAUGGCGACGACGAUCACUCCGAGUGGGUAGGUCUGAAGCUCAUCCUUGUCAGUGAACCCCAGAGGGACGACGACAAGGUGAGGGUGAACCUGAGCUGCCGGCUUGUAUGCCCCAGCCCCACCAGCCAGCGGCCGCAUCUCGAUACCUGCUGGUCCGAAGAGAAGAGGGUGUCCCAUGUGUUUGCCAGCGACUCGAAAUGCUCGCCUGAACUUCUCCUCAUCCUGAAGCACGAGCUACCAUCGUCAGGUUAUCUCGUGGACGAUUCACUGACCGUGGAAUGCACGGUCACCGUGCUACGCGACUUGGACGCCGCCACGGAUAAGGCGCUGUCGUCCCUGCCAGUGCCGCCACCCUCGGACCUACACCAGCACCUCGGCGACCUCCUGCAGAGCGAGGACGGAGCGGACGUCACGUUCCGUGUCUCCGGGGAGUCCUUCGCCGCCCACAGGGCCAUACUCGCCGCAAGGUCCCCUGUUUUUAAGGCCGAGUUCUUCGGAGGCAUGGAGGAACGCAGCUCCGCUUCUGUGGAGGUCAAAGGCAUGGAGGCUGCUGUGUUCAGGUCCAUGCUUCGCUUCAUCUAUACCGACACGGCUCCAGAGCUCGACGGUGCCCAGGACCAGGAGCCUGAGGCGGCGGUGGCCAUGGCUCAGCACCUACUGGUAGCUGCUGACAGGUAUGGGCUGAACAGACUGAAGCUCAUGUGCGAAUGCAAGCUCUCUGGCGGCAUCGACAUCGGCACAGCGGCCGCGACGUUGGCUCUCGCCGAGCAGCACAACUGCUCGCUGCUCAAAGCCAAGUGCCUUGAGUUCGUCACCAGGUCGCCUGAGACUCUCGAUGCUAUCCUGGCGACUGACGGCUACGAGCAUCUGGUGGCAAGCUGCCCCUCGGUGCUGGCUGAACUGCUGAGGGCUGCGCGUGGAAGGAAGAUCUGAGCUGGACGAUGAUUUCAUAUUAUGGUUUGCCUAAGAUGUGUGUGAACUAAAAACCAUGCAUGAUGAACUAGUAGUGCUUGCAGUUGAUUUCCUGCCCCUCCUUUCAGUUUGACCUGCGCUUGUCAUACAUGUAUUGUAUGCACAUACACGAGACGGGCAGCUAGCAUUUUCUGUGGU
Molecule: messenger RNA, 1662 nt
Organism: Zea mays
Lineage: Eukaryota; Viridiplantae; Streptophyta; Magnoliopsida; Poales; Poaceae
Exons: 3
Coding region: 346-1485 (379 amino acids)
Biological process (GO): protein ubiquitination
Molecular function (GO): protein binding
Source: RefSeq, marked validated